Orbicella faveolata is the source of this 1975-nucleotide messenger RNA. Its product is annotated as anaphase-promoting complex subunit 7-like. Gene Ontology annotation, cellular component: anaphase-promoting complex. NCBI's taxonomy places the organism in Eukaryota, Metazoa, Cnidaria, Anthozoa, Scleractinia, Merulinidae. Gene Ontology annotation, molecular function: protein binding. The record is from RefSeq and is a predicted model, not a curated record. Gene Ontology annotation, biological process: positive regulation of mitotic metaphase/anaphase transition; protein ubiquitination; cell division.
CUAAGGUGUGUAGCUGCUGAAUCCUCGCUCCCGCGCAGUUCAAAUGUUUUCCUGAAAUUGUCAAAAUAUUUAGCGGUUUAGAUUUCUAAGUUACCGCUGAAUUCCUCCUGAUCAUCCCAGUUUUAUCUCCUAGGAGGCAAUCUAUUGAACCACUACAGCUCAUCUUAAAGUUCAAUGAUGACAGCUGCCCUCGAUCAAGUGAAAACUUUACACGAAGCUGGAUUGUUUUCGAGCUCUAGGCUGUUAGCAAGUUUUUUAUUGUCUGCCACUGAGCAUGGAACUCAAGAUAAAUAUGAGCUUAGUAACAUGGUGAACAAGUACCAGCUGCUGGUGUAUUUAGCUGAUUCAUUGUUUGAUGAUGAGCAAUACAAAAGGGCAGAGCAAUUUUACACAAGAGCAAUCCAGUUAAAGAAAAUUAUCAUCAAACACAAACCAAAGACAAGUCCACCACUGGGUUUGCUGUCAGAGGUUGAAGUAAAAUACAAGAUGUCACAAUGCUAUUUGCAUCUCAAAGAGUACAGAGAAGCGACAACAAUACUUGAAGGUAUAUCUCAGAAACAGAGAUCACUGAAAAUUAACAUGUCCCUAGCUAAACUUUACCAAAGACAAGGCAUGGAAAGAUCAGCAAUUUCUUGUUAUAAGGAAGUUUUAAGAGUGUGUCCUUUAGCUCUUGAAGCUGUGAUUGGCUUGUUGUCGUUAGGAGUUCCUGGUUCUGAAGUGACAUCAUUAACUUCAUCAUCAACUUCUGCAAUGGACUGGAUUGGAUCAUGGAUAAAAGCACAAGUGUUGGCAGCCUCAGGGAAGCAUGCAAAGGGAGCUCAAGCACUGAAGACUUUGGAAACACAGUGUUUACGUGAUAAUGUGGAACUGCUGUGCAAUGCUGCAGAGAUGUUUUACAAUGGUGGAGAUUACAACAAUGCUAAGUCUUUCUUCCAAAGGGCUCACUCUCUGGACCCGUGUGUUCUUCAGGGUAUGGACACAUAUGCCUUCUUGCUGUCACAGGGUGGAUGUGGUAAUAAUGAAGGGUUAGAAAAACUAGCCAAAGACCUCAUUCAAGUCACACAGCUCAAGCCUGAGCCGUGGAUUGCUAUGGGCCAUUUUUGUAACGCGACCAGUCGAAAACCCAGGGCUGUUUAUUUUGCUCAGAAGGCCCACACUAUUGACAGUCGUAAUGUCCAAGCACUUGUAUUAAAAGCAAGUUUGUUACAAGCUUUAGACAAGCAACAAGAAUCCCUGCUGCAUUUUCGUGAAGCAGUUAAGUUGGCUCCAUGGAACUUUGAAGCUCAGAAAGGUCUUGUUGAGUGUUACAUGUCGGCAAAACGUCACAAAGAAGCUCUGACAGUCGCAAAGAACGCCCAUAAGACGUUAGGCGCGAAUCCAAGGACUUUAACCCUGUGUGCUUCAGUUAUGGCUCACGAACCGUCUUCUUACGACAAGGCCACCAGUAUGCUGGAGAAGAGCUUAGCCCAGGACGAGACUUACACUGAUGCUGUUUGUCUGUUGGCGGAAAUCAUGGGCAAGAAACAGGAAUACGAUAAAGCUAUCGCUCUUUUACGAAAGCAUAUGAGUCAUGACCGCACCCCCCGGCUUCACCAGCUAUUGGGAGAUUAUUUAGCUCUGACAAGUGAUUACCAGGAAGCUCUGGAUCACUACACACAGGCACUGAGCAUGAAUCCUGGAGACAGCAAGGCAAUGGAAGGAAUACAAAAUGUUGAACGAGUAAGCGGAGGAGAAGUGGAACACGAUAGUGGAGACGAGGCUGAUGAACCCAACGGAGGAGUUAGUUUAGAAGAGGAGGACAUCGAAGACGAAGAGCCCUGGGCGCCGCAAGAUAUUCGUGGAGCGCUCUUCUGACGAAGUCUGGUUUACUUGUGGAGCCGAAACAUGUGCUAUGCAGUGAGCCGGGAAAACUGACCCUUGGUUAAACUGAACUGUGGAACAGAGAGCAGUCUGAAGUGAUCAAACAUUUGAAGGC